UCCUCUGCAGUUAUAGCCGUUUUCUUUAGCUUCGCUAUCUCAAAAAACAACGUUGAUGCCAUUACUUUUGCUCUUUCUUUAUUUAUUUUGAUAUUUUCUCUUUGCUUUUUAUCUCUCUCCGUCUCUUUAUAUACAUAAUAACAUACAUUUCUUUUUCCCCGUACUUCUUGGAGAGAGAGAAAUGACCCAGGAAGUCUUGAUCAUCAUUAAAGACAACGCAUAUACAGAGAUUUGAGAGAGAAGAAAUUUGUAGUUUGAAUUUUCGUGAAAACCCAUAAAAGGGGAUAAAAAAAAAAGAGAGCCUCUUGCUGUUUUUUUUUCCUGUCUCCCUUUUUUUUUUUUUUCUGUCGGGUAUUGAAUAAUGGGAUCAUCUUCUGGGCAAGGUGGUGGCUUUGAUCUCUCAUUCAAGAUCUUGUUGAUCGGUGAUUCUGGGGUUGGUAAAAGCAGUCUUCUUGUUAGUUUCAUUUCGAAUUCUGUAGAGGAUCUUGCUCCCACCAUUGGUGUGGAUUUUAAGAUCAAGCAGCUAACAGUAGGUGGGAAGAGAGUGAAGCUUACGAUUUGGGAUACUGCUGGACAAGAGAGAUUCAGAACAUUAACUAGCUCUUACUACAGAAAUGCCCAAGGAAUCAUUCUUGUUUAUGAUGUGACGAAAAGAGAAAGCUUUACAAACUUGUCAGACGUGUGGGCUAAAGAAGUUGAACUAUACUGCACAAAUAAGGACUGCGUAAAGAUGCUUGUUGGGAAUAAAGUUGAUAUAGAGUCCGAAAGAGAUGUAAGCAGAGAAGAGGGAAUAGCUCUGGCAAAAGAGCAUGGAUGCACAUUUUUUGAGUGUAGUGCUAAAACUAGAGAAAAUGUGGAGAAAUGCUUUGAAGAACUGGCCCUCAAGAUAAUGGAAGUUCCCAGUCUUUUGCAAGAAGGCUCUACUGCAGUGAAGAGAAACAUAUUAAAGCAGAAACAGGAAAACCAAGCACCUACUUCUAGACCUAGUAGCGGUUGUUGCUCUUCAUAAGCUGCAAAAAGGAGGCAUUUGUACGAAGAUGGCAUGUAAAAUGAGUUCCCCUUUAACACAUCGUGAACAGAUCAUGUAUAUGAUAAUUGCUUUCCUUGUUUCUUACUUUGUUUUUCCACUUCUGUUAUGAUCAUCCAUCCCUGAGUUGCCUUGAUCACUUCUGUAUUAUCAUUCUGGGAAUACAGGCACUCAAAUAACAUGUGCUAGCUUGUGUAUAAGUGCUUGCCUUUGUUUUUAUUGGCCAAUGUUAUAUUAUUCACUCGUGCUGUAAGAACAAAAUUUAUUUUAUUCUAUUGAUUAAGUUAAUGUGAGCUUUUUAUCCUCAUAAA
Molecule: messenger RNA, 1338 nt
Organism: Jatropha curcas
Lineage: Eukaryota; Viridiplantae; Streptophyta; Magnoliopsida; Malpighiales; Euphorbiaceae
Product: ras-related protein RABC2a
Molecular function (GO): GTP binding; GTPase activity
Source: RefSeq, a predicted model, not a curated record